AUCCCCCGGGCGCCGAUUGGCGGCGGCGCACGCGGCGCGUUCAAACGGCCAGCGGGGCGAUGGAGGCGGCGCAGUUGGCUCUGCACGGCGGCCGUGGAGGAGCCGCUGCCGGGGGGCUGCGGCCCGCGCCGCUGCGUCCUGCGGGACGCCACCGUGCUGCUGGGCCGCAACGAGCUGCGCCAGCCCGUGCUGCGGGUGGUGGGCGGCAGCGGCGCGGCCGCGGUGCUGAGCUUCGCGCUGAGCGGGGACGCCGUGCGGCUCUUCACGCGGUUCGCGGGCGAGGGGCGGGCGGCGGUGCGAGUGGGGCCGGGCGGCGCGCAGGUCCUGCUCUCCGACUGCCCCCCGGACGCGCUGCGCCGCUUCCUCCGCCUCCUGCGGCUCAAAGUGGUCGCCGGGUCGCGGGGCCCGGCGCGCCCCCCGCCCCUGCUGGAGCGGCCGCCGGCGUCCUUCGCCGUGAUCAGCCCGGUACAGGAGCGGGACCUGCUGCGCAACCCCGGCCCCCGCCACGGCUGCGGGGAUGGGCGGGGGGAGUGCCCCGCCGAGGUGCCCCGCGCCGAGAGGCGGCCCCCGGCGCGGCUCUCGGCGGAGCAGGAGGCGGUGCUGGGAGCCGUGCGGAGCGGGAAGAGCAUCUUCUUCACCGGCUGCGCAGGGACUGGGAAGUCCCUCCUGCUGAAGAGGAUCGCGGGCUCCCUCCCUCCGAACGUCACCUAUGCCACAGCCAGCACGGGAGUGGCCGCUUGCCACAUCGGUGGCACCACUCUCCAUGCCUUUGCAGGGAUCGGCUCUGGGAAGGCACCGCUGGAACAGUGCAUUCAGCUGGCGGAGAGGCCGGGGGUGCGCCAGCACUGGCUGGCCUGCCAGCACCUGAUCAUCGAUGAGAUCUCAAUGGUAGAUGGAAAGUUCUUUGACAGGCUGGAGGCAGUGGCAAGGGCAGUCAGAAAACGGGAUGAGCCUUUUGUAGGAAUUCAGCUAAUCAUCUGUGGGGACUUCUUGCAGCUACCUCCAGUUUGCAAGGCUAAUGAAGAAACCAAGUUCUGCUUCCAGGCAAAAAGCUGGAGGAAAUGUAUCCACAUAAACAUGGAGUUGACUGAAGUGCGGCGACAGACUGACAAGACCUUUGUCUCACUCCUGAGUGCAAUACGUUUAGGCAGGUGCACAGAGGAGGUUACCAGGCAGCUGAUGCAGACAGCUACUAACAGGUCUGAGCGUGAUGGGAUCCUGGCUACACGGCUCUGCACCCAUAAAGAUGAUGUCGAAAUAACUAAUGAGAGACGCUUGCAACAGCUAUCAGGAGAAGUGCACACGUUUGAGGCUUUGGAUAGUGACCCAAUGCUAGUGAAGUUAAUUGAUGCUCAGUGUCCUGUGGGUGGUAGAGUUGAGCUGAAGCUUGGAGCUCAGGUGAUGCUAGCAAAGAAUCUGGAUGUGUCUCAAGGGCUGGUGAACGGGGCACGAGGCGUUGUUGUAGGAUUUGAAAGUGAACAGAAGGGGCUGCCUAAGGUGAGGUUUCUCUGUGGGGUCACACAGGUCAUAAGAAUGGAGAAAUGGGUCUUCAAAGGACCAUCAGGAGUUCACCUGAGUCGUCAACAGCUGCCUUUAAAAUUGGCAUGGGCCAUUUCCAUUCACAAGAGUCAGGGCAUGUCUUUAGACUGUGUGGAAAUCUCCCUGUCUCGUGUCUUUGAAAGUGGGUAGGCUUAGGUAGCCCUCUCCCGAGCCCGCAGCCUUGCAGGUCUCCGUGUUCUGGAUUUUGACCCAAAAGUAGUGAGAGCUGAUCCUUCUGUGCUGCACUUCUGUAGACAGCUGAGGCGUCAUCAGCUUUUAACCCAGGAUUCACUACACACCUAUUCAGAUGCUGAUGAGAAGGAGAAUGUGAAAUGCAGCUGAUAAUGUUCUCCUGGUUUCUGUGAAGUGUCAGCACAGACAGCUGAGAUGCAGUGAUCUUGCUAUUGAGUAUAUUUGAUAACACAGAUGCAACUCUAGCAAACAAAAUGACUGAACAAGGAUGUUCCUGAAGGACUUUCCUAUGGUUCUAUCCUGCCUGCCUAGUUGCAUUUAAUGCUCCACAUAUAUAGACUGAAACUUGUGUCCCUUUCUUCAAGUAUACCACUGUUGUGAGAUGGAAGGUGUCUGGAUGGAUUGGACCUGUUCACAGGAGCUGCUGACACAAGGGAAAGCAGUGCUAAGUAUGUGGAAUACACACUUGAUUCUUCUGCAAGCAAGGAGCUGGGCUAUUACUUUACAGCAUGCUUCUUCUGCAAGCAAGGAGCUGGGCUAUUACUUUACAGCAUGCUGAGGUGUUCCAGAUGCUUGACACCAGGAGGCUUUGCAAAACUUCCUCCACAAGCAGAACUGCCAGUUACAUAUUGCUUGUUAUGCUGAUAUGUAGUGUUUUUAUUAGUCUGUUGCAUAAGAUGUGAUUUUUAUUUUUUUAACCCUCUGAGAUGAACUGGCACUGUUUAAAGACAGGAGGAAUUCCUACAUCUUAUACCUGUAAUUAUGGAACUACAAGAAUUGUGAAGGUCUGUUACUCCAUUAGGGAGAAGAUGGGUACUGGUGAGAGUUCCUCUUGUUAAAACAUGAGGCUUGCUCAAAUGAAAGUUGUCCCUGGAAAAAACCUGUCUGACUAAUAAGGUGGAAGUUUAGUGUGAAAUAGGGAAUAAUGGCUAUGGACAUGUGAAGUGAGCUGUAAUGUCACCUGUUUCAGCAAAAGCAGAGAUAAGCAGAAUUAAUAUACUGUCUUAAUUAAGGAAAAGCUUUGGUCUUUGUAUUUUAGCACUUUGUUUAAAACUUAAGUGACUUGUAUAUUUUAAAAUGUUUAACAUCUUAAAACAUGACGUAACAUUCAGCUGGAACUCAUCUCUUUCAGGGUUAUGUCUCUAACAAAACCUCUGCUGUGUGAGUGAGUUGAAGGUCACUUCUUGGCAGCUGCUCUCCUUAAAGCCAGGAAAGGAUGUUGAUUAGCCAGUGGUUAAUAUAGCAGAGAACAGUUUUAAUUGGAUUUCAAAAUGCAUAUUUUAAGUGGGGGUUGAGGUUUUUUUUCUGGGCUUGAAAGGUAGAGUUUUGGAGGGAGUCAUAGUAGAAGACAGAAGUGUGACUAUUAUUCAGAGGGGCUCUUAAUGUAUCAGCACAUUGUUUCUUCAAAGAAGUCUGGUGGGGAGUGGAUGAAGUAGCUGGAGCCUGUGGAAGACAAGCCCUUUCCCCCUCACACUGCAAGCUGUAAACUUUUUAAAUUAUUUUUUUUAAACAACACAUCCCAAUUCUUUGAGCUGGAUGUAAGCUGUUUGUCCACCUUGGGGAGAAACUGAAGAUUAACUUCUCCCUGCCCUCACAGCUGGCAAGGAGGGUGCUGGCACACUAAAGCAUCAUUUCUGGUGCAGAUGAGCACUGAGGUGUGAUUGUUUGGCCUGCAGCUUCCAGAGCUUCCACUAGAGCUGGGUGAGGGCCCGACUGUUGCAGGCUGUGUCCCCCAGCUGACAGUGCCAGUACCCAGGUGGGGUGCCCAUGAGCACGGUGUGCUCAGGUUCAGCCCCCUCCUCCUGUGGUAGGACACAGGGGUUGCAGGUGUGGCAGGCUGGCUCUAGCCUUUCCUUGGACACCUCUUGUUCCCCCAGCUGCUGUGUCCCCAUCUUGAAGCACUCUUGCUCUUUCCUCAUGCUGCUGUUCUGCAGUGGGUGCCUUGGCACAGAAUCUGUGCUGUGCCACUCAUGCCUCCUGUAUAAUUCCAACUGUGCCUCAAUGUGCAUCCUCCACCUUGGUGUGGGUUGAGUUUUUGCUUUUGUUCACCCCCCAUGCCCCUUGUGCAGGUGGCAGAGGCUGUGGGUACCCUGAUCAUCAGGGCAAGGCUGUCCAGGCAGGCAGGGAUGCCCAAGGGGUAGCCUUAAAGCCUGUAUGCUUGGUCAGGGGGCUGGGCUGGGUCCAGUUUGCACUCUUUUUAGAGAUGGGAUGCUGCAGUAUGAGGGCUUUGUGUUGCACUGGAGGUUGAGUUGUGGGAUCUGAAAUGCCCAGAAUGUCAGUGGGUUUUACUCCUGGGGUAGACAGCUAGGAAGGAUACGCCAGCCGUGUCCAGUCAUACACAAUACAUUGAUUUACUGACAGGUUGCAUAAGAGUGAUGAGAUAAUGCAGGCUCAAAUCCUUUAACAUCUCUUAAAAAGUUCCUGUAUUGCUGCAAUGAAAAGAUAAUUUAGAGUGUAAGAGUGGUGAUUAUGCAAAUAAACUUCUAAUUGUGAUUUUAAGAAGCAACUCACUUGACUGUAGUUUUCCUGGAUUUAGGGACUGAAAUCUUUCCAGUUGUGUGGCAGUUUUUUUGGUGCCAAGCUGAGGUUUGAGAUAAAAUGCUGAACAGAACUUAAAGCUGGAAAGGCUAAUCAAUAUUUCAUGUUAGUAUUAAAUAUACAUGAAAUAUUGUGGUUGCCUUCUCAAUGAUGGAACUGUGGGAACAGAAUAGUGGUGGCUUUUGAAGGGCUGGCAGCUGUUCUGAGGCCAAAAGGGGUCCGUCUGUGUAAAUUUUGGAUGUUCUUACUUCCAGCUAAAGCAGAUGUAGGGAGGGAGGCUGUGUCUGGAGGCUGCUAUUUAAAUCAGAAAAGAAGCAGUCAGGACAAAUCUGAGCUGUCAGGCUCUGUCAUGGCUCCCCUUCAGUCAGGGUUGUGAUGAGGCCUUUUUUAACAGAAUAAUACUUCCAUAUAUACAUGAGGUAAAAAUCUUGUAAUACAAUAAAUAUCCCUUCUUCCAAGUUUUCCAUAAUGUGUUGAUUUUUCUUUCAGAGGGACAGUCUGUCGCUAGAACCCAGUAUAACAACAUGGGAUUUUUUUUUUAAGGAACUCUUUAUUGUGGUAAUUGUACUGCAAGAACAGAGCUCCUUCUCUCUUCAUUAGUCAGUAAAAUGAAGAAGAAUCUGAAGGCUGAGCAGCUUUUUAUACAAGGCUGCCACAAAGCCAUCCUCAAAAUGUCUGGUGCUGCUGUUGCUUUCACCUGCUGAAGCAAGGUGGGCUUAGCAGGCUCGAUUCUUGUAAGGACAAUUCACAUGGCUCGUGGCAGAGCAAGCACCUGUGCCAUUCUCCACUUACACAACCUGGAGUUCAUGCUUCUCCCCUGCCCCUCCAUGGAUCUUCUCCACAGGCUGUGGUCCUUCAGGGAGAAGUCUGCUCCACCACGGUCUUGCUGGGGGCUGCAGGGGCACCUGGAGCUCCUCCUCCACCUCUGACCUGGGUGAUCGUUUCUCACGCAUUGUCCCCCACACUCUGCAGUUUUUCCCCCUCUGUCUGUUGUUACCACCAGUGUCAGUGAGGGGCUCAGCUGUGCCCCGUGGUGGGGUUGUCCUGGAACUGGCUGGAAUUCGCUGUGUCGGGCACGGGGCGGCCCCGACCUCUCCUCACAGAGAUUCCCAACACAUGUGCACAGGCACCUCAUACACCAAGUGUGUGAGCAUCUUUCAAACUGCCCCACCACCCUUGCCUGCAGCAGUUGGGUGGUUGGAUAUCCUGGGAUACAGAGGAAAGGCUGGAGGUGCUGUGGUAGGUGAGGGGGAAUGGCUGGUGAUGGAGGAGCUGCCACGGCCAUGGGGCACCGGGCAGGAGCUGGCCUGGGGUGCAGCUGGAGCCCAGCUGGUGGGAGAGGCACUCCAUGAGGGCACAUGGCUGUGCAGCAGGGGCCUGGGUCCCUGUGGAAGAGGAGGCUUCCAUUACUGCACUCCCAUAAACAUGGGGAAUUAAUAUUGUCCUCUGCUUUCACAAACUGAAGAGCAAGAAUUUAAGCUUGGUGUUUGCCUUAACUGCAGCUAUCAUUAAGUGAAUUAAACUAAGAGUUAGAUACAUAAUUGGUAUUUCUGUUACCACAAAGUACAGCCAUUCUCUUUUCAAAUACAUUAAACAAUAAGAAACUGCUUUAUACCAGCUAAAGCUUCAUAAUACAUUUAUGUGUUAUUGGAAGCAUAAUUCACAAGCAGAGUGUUAUUAAAACCUUACCAGCUUCCAGUUUAAAUCUUUGUACAGUGAUUUAGCGCUCUUCUUGUUUCUUUAUGUGACAUUUUCACAAUAAUUAAACAUGAAUGUGUCCUCAGAGUCUGUACCCACAAGUCCUGUGAGUGCAGGAAAGGCAACAACAGUCCUGUUGAUCUCAGAUGCUGUAAUAAGAUUGUGUCCAGGAAUUAGAUCUUCAUAUCCAGAGUUGCUCUGAAUAGAUGAAACAAAUACUACUCUUAAGUGAUGGAAAUAGAGUACAUUAUAGGUUAUGUUAUGAAUGCUAAUAAUGUAAUUUUUCUCACAGAUAUGAAAAGUUUCUCAUUUUGUAUUAUGUCACUCUGUGACAUGCAAUUGUCUUCUACUGUUAAAUCUAAGCAGCUCUAUUAUUAGCCUGAGAAAAGACCUGAAUUGCUAGAGAUUGCAUUUAGAUGUGUAAAAUCUCUAUUUCCCUGCUUCCUGUAUAAUUAUUUUAUGCUUGUUUCUAUUACAGAUUAUAAGGAUGUUGGAUGGAAUUUUUUAGCUAAACUACUGACUAGGAUAUAAUGUAUGAAAUCUGGUUGUAAAAGCAAAAUAAGUUAAUAAAAAAAUCUAAGAGUAAA
Molecule: messenger RNA, 6554 nt
Organism: Pipra filicauda (Wire-tailed manakin)
Lineage: Eukaryota; Metazoa; Chordata; Aves; Passeriformes; Pipridae
Product: ATP-dependent DNA helicase PIF1-like
Exons: 13
Biological process (GO): DNA repair; telomere maintenance
Molecular function (GO): DNA helicase activity; ATP hydrolysis activity
Source: RefSeq, a predicted model, not a curated record